CCGCGCGGCGGCUGCACUAUCGAGGCCGUGGCUGGAUCUGAGGUCUGCGUUGUGUUUGCCGCUUCUACGCGGGGGACUCGGUGCAGAGCGCGGCCCCUUGCACACUGUUUGUUGGAAGAGGCGCUGUGGGGCAGGAAAGAGGUUUCCGCUUCCCCUGAGCGUGAGGGAAGCCCCUGUCGCUCGGCGUCCUUGUGCUGUCUCAUGAGGCGUCGGAGCUCUUGCCGUGGGGCAGAGCAACUGUGGUCUUCUGUAGUGUUAGGAGUUGCUGUUCCCCAGGUUACCUCGGCUCUGUGAAUGGCUGUGGUUCCCAUCAGGACAGGACUUUGUUACUGCCCCUGCUUUUCUCAGAAGGCAGACUACUACGAAGCAAAUCGGUGGGGAACCGUUCUUGUAGCUGCGUCCUGGUACCUUGGUAACUGGCCACCUUUGGAGGACAAAAGAUGACGAACACACUUGGCUCACUGGUCACUGAUGAACUGAUGUCAUCCCAGUGUCCACAUGUGAAAGAAAAAAAUCAUGUUCUGCCUUGAAUUCAGGAGAUAAAGCCUCAAGUCUAUGCUGAGAUGCUACACACUGUGUUGUGGCGUUGGGGACAGUGCAUCUCCCACACAGAGCAGCUGCUUGCUGACCUCUCAGAGGUAUUGAUCCAGAUGGACAGAGCAACGCAGCGUCUAGAGCCAUGGAAGAUAGCAGUCAUUGUUGUGGUGGUGAUAGCAGGCUUAGCCCUCAUCAUUGGCUUACUAACAUUUUAUUUGUGCCAUGAUCAGGACCGGUAUUACAAUGCAUCGUUCCUAAUCACCAAUGUCAAGUACAAACCUCAGUAUGAAAGACAAACCACAGAAGAGUUCAGAGACCUGAGUGAAGAGAUUGAAACCAUGAUGUCUGCAGUGUUUAAGGGGUCCUUUCUAAUUAAAAGGUACAUCAGGUCCCACGUUGUCAGCCUAAGCCCAGAUCCUGGUGGAGUGCUGGCAUCGGUUGUUCUGGUAUUUAAAUUUGUCUCGGCUGACAGUCAGGCAACAAGCUUGGGUCACAUCAACCGUGUGUUACGCAUAAGGCUGCAAACAAGCUCCAACUCCUUGAAUGUUGACCAGUCUACCCUUAUUAUCACAGAGUUGAAUAAGGAAAAGGGAGACAACCUUCUAAACAACUGCUGUGGAAUACGCAAACAGCUGUUUUCCUUUUCGGGAGUGGAGAGAAUAAUUGACGGGCAGCGUGCUCAGGAGGGGGAAUGGCCGUGGCAGGCUAGUAUUCAGCUCGAUGGGUCCCAUCGCUGUGGUGCAUCAGUGAUCAGUAAUACCUGGCUAGUGACUGCAGCCCACUGCUUUAGAGGAGUACAAGAUCCUCGGAGAUGGACUGCCAGCUUUGGAAUUCUGCUGAGACCUCCAAAACAGAAAAAAUAUGUCCAAAGAAUUAUUGUUCAUGAAAGAUACGGCAACUUUGUACUUGAUCAUCAAUAUGAUGUGGCUGUUGUGGAACUUGCCUCUCCUAUAGAGUUCACAAGUGAUGUGCACAGUGUCUGUCUUCCUGAAGCAUCUCACAUAUUCCCAGAGAACACCUCCUGUUUUGUCACAGGUUGGGGAGCUUUGGAGAAUGAUGGCCAAAGUGUUAAUCAGCUUCGACAAGCAGAAGUGAAAAUUAUAAGUACUGAGGUUUGUAAUAGAAGAGCAGUGUACAAUGGAGCGAUAACACCUGGAAUGUUGUGUGCUGGAUACUUAGAGGGGAAGGUGGAUGCCUGCCAGGGUGACUCUGGUGGCCCACUUGUGAACGUGAACUCCAGAGGAAUCUGGUAUCUCGUGGGAAUAGUGAGCUGGGGAGAUGAAUGUGGCAAGCGAAAUAAACCAGGAGUGUAUACGCGAGUGACUUACUAUCGAGACUGGAUCGCCUCCAAAACGGGCAUUUGAAACCUGCAGCGGCUUAAGUUUUGUGGGCUGUGUGUAAGGCUCUUCCUCUGACACAUUCUGCUCUGUGGCUGCCCUCUCACCAGCUGCUGGCAUAACCUGUGGUCCUGUAUCAAGUGCCAGUGAGCUUGGAGUAGUCUAGGACUUGAAGUUGGUUUGGCCUAAAACCAGAAAGGAACGGACUUGAUGCAUGUGACAGCUUGUUUGUUCAGGAAGUACUCUGACAAAGGGACAACUGUCUCGGUCUGUAUGCAACAUACUGACCAUUUUUUCUCUGUGGCCAUAUGUCUUGGCCCCUAUUUUUACAGCCAGGCAAAGUGUCUGAGCUUAAACUAUCAUUUACCAGCAUCUGUGACAUCUUCUGUGUGCUCCUGAGGCCCCAUUGAUCCACAGACCAGCUGGAAUCCAGCCCUUGAUUUGAAGGCUGCUGCACUUUGGAAUUCUUUUUGAGAUUUUCUCCUGCCUCAUUCCAGGGAGCAUACUCUAAUGAAGACCAGAAGAUGGCUUAGAGAAGUCCUGGUUCCUAAUAUCACAUCAGAGUGUUACCUAAGUGAAUAGAGAAUUUUUCCUUGCUGUGUUGUCCUGAAAAAGAGAUUGGUCAAAACCAUCAGCUUCUGUCCACCUUCUUUGAACAAGCCCACUCAUCGUUUCAUAUGAACAGCUUCUACCACAGCAUUUGCUGUGAGAGUGAUGUGUGAGUGUGACUUAAGACCCCAAACCACUUUAUGUUUAUUCCAGUCUGUCAUAUCAGAGUAUGUGGCUGAAUUGACUUCCAUUUUUAACUUUCCAGAUUGUAUUGUUCUGAAUAAAAGUCUUUGGCUUCUCA
This is a messenger RNA of Columba livia (rock pigeon), 2724 nucleotides long. RefSeq names its product transmembrane protease serine 11E. Gene Ontology annotation, biological process: proteolysis. Gene Ontology annotation, molecular function: serine-type endopeptidase activity. Lineage: Eukaryota; Metazoa; Chordata; Aves; Columbiformes; Columbidae. Gene Ontology annotation, cellular component: extracellular region; plasma membrane. The transcript is spliced from 13 exons. The record is from RefSeq and is a predicted model, not a curated record. The coding region runs from base 564 to 1901 and encodes 445 amino acids.